Messenger RNA from Orussus abietinus, 2029 nucleotides. RefSeq lists its product as uncharacterized. Bases 209 to 640 code for a protein of 143 amino acids. The record is from RefSeq and is a predicted model, not a curated record. NCBI's taxonomy places the organism in Eukaryota, Metazoa, Arthropoda, Insecta, Hymenoptera, Orussidae. The transcript has 2 exons.
GAGUCUGCGCAGUGAAGACCAGUGAAGACUGGUGCCAUAAGGAACAACCAACCAACCAUUUCUCAUAAAAGUGUUUGUAGUUUUCAGUUAGAAACGCUCAUCAUUGAAUUCCGAGUAAUCAGAGAAUCAAUUGUCUGUGGGAUGAAUAAGCAGAGAAAGUGAAGCAAACAGACGUUCCUUCCCCCCAAAUUUGUGUAUAUUAUAAAAGAUGCCUUGGUUUUUUGGUAGAAGAAAGCAAAAGGAUUCUCCUCCAGAGUCUGGUGAGGAGGAACCAUCUUCUGAACAAGGUGAUGACUUCAUUUUCAUUGAAAAGAAGGGAAAUCCGAUGAACUCUAAUACUGACAACGAUGAAUCAAGUGGACGGCUUUAUCCAGCAUUGGGUGGUGCGGUAUCUUAUCCACCUCCCUUACCAUCAAACUUAUUUCAACAACAUCAAACUGAAGGAGUUAAUUACUUCAGUAAUGUUCCUUUUAAACUGUGCAAAGAAUUACAAAGUAGCAUGAAUAAUGAUGCUGCCAUAGAUAAAUUGCGAGUUAGUGAAAUCUCUUCAUUUAUAGAAAGAAUUGGGAAUGAGGAUUACUCUUAUGACUUUUUUCUUGAAAAGAGUGUAAUUAAUGAGAUGAACAGUGUAAGUGAAUGAGAUAUAAUUUGACUUGAGUUCAUUUUAGAUUUUAGAGUUAAAUGAUAUAAUUAUAUUUUAAUAACAUCUCAAAAUAAGCUUUUUGGAAAAACUCGUUAAACAAAUGCCACGGUUUUGCCUUAGCCUUGAUUAAAUUGGCAUAAUUAGGUUUUUAACUGUUAGUCAAAUGUACUUUAUGCCUUAUAGCAAUUGCUUAAUGAAUGUGAUUGCUGUAGUAUUUUUAAUUAGCAAUCAAAUAAGUUGUAAUUAUCAAUGAAUUGAAUUUACCUGUUAAAAGUGUAAAACUUGAUGUAGCAAUCAACUGUUAUUUUAGUUAAGCAUUAUUUUACGCUAUGAUCUUAUUCUUAAAUUAAAUCUUUAUAUUAUAGGACUACCUAUUGAAAGAACUUAGAAAUAAUAUUGAUUUUUGAAGUAUUUGAAAAUUAAGAAUCAACAUUAUUUAUGGACAUCCUGGAUAUAUGCUUGCGCGCAUAAAGGAUUUCAUGUGUACUUGAUUUUUGUUUCGUAUUUUCACAAAACUCAAACAUAAAAUUAAUACAUUAGUACUUUGAAUGAAGUGAAUAUCUUUAAUUAAAAAGAACCAGUAAUAUAGUAUGAUUGUUAAAUGCAACUUCUGAAGAGGUGUAUCAUUGCCAUGAUUUAUUGCCAUACUUUUUGAAGAAAAAAUGCAUAAUAUAAUUAGCUUACAGUUAUUACGAAGUAUCAUGUCACGAAUAUCAAUUAUUUUUAAAUAGCUUAAACCUAGUAAGUAUACACUUACAAUGUAGUACUUAACAUUUCAUCUACCGACGAAUUCCGAAGUAAAUGACGAUUACGGGUAUCAUAAAAACGAUUAAUAGAUUUCUGGUAGAUAAAGUGUUAAGUUCAUAGUAAAAAAAAUGUGAAAAGUGUAGUUUGAUUAGAAAUUAAACUAAUAGGUUUAUAAAACUCUAUGAAAAAAUUUAAUUGAACCGUGAUAUUGAUUGUAACGAAUUGUUAGAGUAUAUAGGACAAGUUGUUUGUAUGUGUAGCUAUAUAAAAUUCGUACAAACAUAAAGCAAUGCUCAUUUAUGUUGAACUGCUACGUUUAAAAUAUUAGAUAUACUUAGAACAAAUAACCCACGAUUAUAAAAAGAAUUGAAUCCAAAUAGGAGCACAAUGAAUAGCUUGUAAUAAAAAUCGAAUUAUUAAAAUGUAUAAACCUAAUGAUAAAAGAAAUAAAAUAUGGUCAUAAUAGCAAAGCUUUAUUGAGCACAAUCAAUGCUAUGCUCUGAACCUGUGAGAACAGAUUUACAUGCACAAGUUAAUACUAUAUCUUCAUUUACAUUUCUUUGUACAUUAAGUUUUAAAUAAGAAACAACUGUCAAAUAUUGUGUAAAACUUUAAACAGAAUAUAGGCGAAAUCAAAAA